AUGGCCUCGGCUAGCUCGGAGGAAGCCAGGAGGCUUGUUGACGAAUCAUCUCGCAUCGUCGUGCUCACCGGGGCUGGGGUCAGCACGGACUCGGGAAUUCCAGAUUUUCGGGGACCUGAUGGGCUUUGGACAAAGAAUCCAGGUGCAGAGGAGGCGUCCGACAUCUCCGUCUUUGUAAGCGAUGAGGAUGCUCGAAAAGCGUUUUGGCGCAUGAUGGUCUCCAUGCGUUCCGAUGGUCGCGUGCCACAACCGAACGCUGACCACCGUGCGCUGCUGCAUCUUGAGGAGAGAAGAAAGCUGCAGAAGCUGGUUACACAGAACGUGGAUGGGCUUCACCAAGCAGCAGGAACGUCUGCAGAGCGCGUGGUGGAAGUGCAUGGCAGCAUGCAGGAGAGCUGCUGUCUUUCCUGCGGCGAACAGCGCCCCAUCGCUGAAGUUCUCAGUCAGGUCAUGUCUGGCGUCGAUGAUCCACGAUGUUCUUGCGGAGGGCUACUGAAGGCGAAUGUGGUACUGUUUGGAGAAGCACUUCCGCCUCUGGCUCUGGCAACGGCUUUUGAAGCUGCCCGCGACUGCGACCUUCUUAUGUGCAUCGGCAGCACCUUGUCGGUCUAUCCCGUUGCUGCCAUGGUUCCUGAAGCCAAAGAGUGCGGUGCCAAAUUGCUGAUCUUGAACCAGGGCCCAACGGAGUUCGACGAACUUGCCGACAUACGUCUUUCAGGCUCGAUCUCCAGCGUGCUUCCACAGAUCUGCGGUUGCGCGACGCUUAGCAUCGACACAGACCUUCAGAGAAACAACAGCAGCCCCUCGAGCAACAGCAGUGUGGCAAGCGGCAACAGCUCGAGCACACUUAGCUCUGCUGCCCCAAGUUCCAGCAAUACUUCCAGCCUGCAAGACGUGCUCAACAACGGCCUUGUGGAUGGCAAAAUCAGCACACUGUACUGGGCGGAGAUUGACAGGACCAUUGCAGCCGCAGGCCUCGUCACGCCGCAGCCACCGUCGCUGAACGAUCUUGGCCCGACUCCUACGCCGGACCCGUACACAUCCAUCUUGGGUGUCCAGAAGACUGCCUCAAGCGCGGAUGAUGCCACAGCCACACUGGCAAACUACGAGCUUGUCACGCCGCCACCGCCUAUCCCGCCUCACGCGCCGAGUGUGCCGAAGGUGAGCGUCUUGCCCUACCAGAUGACUCUGGGCGCAGAGGUUUUGCGUGGAAUGUCUGAGAAGGUCACGCCAGAGCCCUUGCCGGCGCAGGAGUUGGUGGAUGCAUCUUUUGCCGCACAGUGUCCGAUGGUCAUGCUUUCCAACGACGUCUUCGUCACGUCCAGUCCUCAUGGCUGUCAGAUCUCUCGCAGCCCCCUUGUGAUCACGGAGAUGGAUUUGGAACAUGGUCAGAUCCUGCCAACACCAGGAUUGCGCCCAGGCGCGAUACUCCAACAGGCUUUCCCUUUCACUUUCCUGGCCAUGGCAAACGAGUCUCCCAUCCGCUUCGCCUUCGCCUUUGGCAUGGCCUCCGGGCACAUUAACCCUUCCUUGCCGAUUGCAAGGGCUCUGGUCAAGCUGGGACACGAGGUGCACUACCUGUCCCGAGAGCAGAUGCGGGCGCCCAUCGAGGACACCGGGGCGCACUUCACCAACGAGCUGGAAGAGUGCCCGGAGCUCUACGAAGGCCGGAAGGAAGACCUCUUUGGUGCCACGGAAGCCCUGAAGCUGGAGCACGGCCUGGAGGAGGAUCCCAUGAUUCUCUCCUGGGUCAAGUUGGCCCCAAUCUCCCUGGAGCUGGGGCUGCCAGGGGUUCUGCGCUGGAUGCAGCGCCUGCAGCCGCAAGUCCUGGUCUUCUGUCCUAUGCUCAACAGGGAUGCCUUCUUCGCCGCCAAGAUUCUGGGCAUUCCCCGCGUCCCACUUCUGACCACGGCCGGCCCAGGCAGCAUGGUCUCCGUGAUGAACCAGUUCCUCUCCUGGUCAGGGCUGUCGAUGCCGGAGAUCGUCGAACGCGCUCGGAAGUUCCCCGCCUCGGUCGAGGCGAUGCGACGUCUUGCGGACAUGGGCGUCAACUACGAGGCAGAGUUGGAGCUGAGUGCCAAGAGCCCCGGUGCAAUCGGCUGCAUGGUGCACAGCCCAAUAACCAUCGUGACCACCUGUGAAGACAUGCAAGAUCCGGUGCCGCCCGAGCUGGAAGCAGUCUAUUCCUUGCAAGGCGCGAAAUUUGUCUAUGUCGGACCGCUCCUGGACCAGCAGGGUGCCCGGCGGGCCGCCGGCCACAAGUUCGCACAUUCCGCGCACUCCGACUCCAGCGCAACUGACAAGGCACGAGAUUCGCCGAAAGAUGCUUUGGAGGAGCUGCGUGAUGCCCGGGAUGCGGGCCGAUUGAUUGUGCUGGCCAGCAUGGGGACCGUGAUCACUGGAGACAGUCCCGACUUCGGCUGGGCUGUCAAGCCUGUGGAGUCUCAGCGACAGGGACUCACAGGCAAGCAGUUGUGCCAGGCGGCCUGGAGUGGCGUCUUCGAUGCUUUCGGUGCCAAAGAAGGAGACCUUCUAGAGAAGACCCCGUUGAUCUUGGUGUCAGUGGGUCCGCAGAAAGAUGCACUCGACAGCGUGAAGGUGCCUCCGAAUGCCAUCUGCAAGCCAGUCUUGCCACAGGUGGACCUUCUCAGAGCUGGCGUGGACGUCUUCUUGACGCAUGGGGGUCAGAACAGUUUCAUGGAGUCCCUUGCGGCGGGAGUCCCGGUCGUGGUAUGUCCCGGCUUCGCAGACCAGCCUGCCAACGCCCAGAAGGCUGCGGAGCUCCAAGUCGGGCUGCAGGUGACCCGGCCUGUCCCAGCCGAGGGCGAGGAGGAUGCUGCCACGGCUUCUUACACCACGUCCGUCGCGGAGGCCUUGCGCCGGGUACAGCAGGAGCCGGUCUUCCGCACAGCAGCCGCCGAGUGUGGCCGAAAGAUCACCGAGGCGGGGGGCGUGCAGAGGACCGUGGACAUCCUCCUCCAGACUGGAAGGGACGGAAGGGAGAGGCCGCUGCCGACCCUCCUCGCGAACACAGCCCCCACGAGCCACACCGUCAAGGAGUGCAGGGUGCAGGCCUGA
Molecule: messenger RNA, 3078 nt
Organism: Symbiodinium sp. CCMP2456
Lineage: Eukaryota; Dinophyceae; Suessiales; Symbiodiniaceae
Source: the annotation of a GenBank genome assembly